Molecule: messenger RNA, 1417 nt
Organism: Amaranthus tricolor (Joseph's coat)
Lineage: Eukaryota; Viridiplantae; Streptophyta; Magnoliopsida; Caryophyllales; Amaranthaceae
Exons: 3
Coding region: 160-1029 (289 amino acids)
Biological process (GO): endocytosis
Cellular component (GO): membrane; clathrin vesicle coat
Source: RefSeq, a predicted model, not a curated record
AAAAAAACAAAAAAGACUUGCAGUUUACGAAAAUCAACUUUGAAGUAACCUCACGUCUUCUCGACACUCAUAAGUCACCCACCUCCAUUUUUUUCCUCUCUCUUCCACACCUCCACCAUUUUUAAUCACCUGCACAAACCACCACUCUCUCACUCAUCAAUGGCUUCCUCUCCAUCUUCUUCCUCCUCAACAUCCUCCUCCUUCGAUGAAUUCGACGACGAAUCUUUCGAGCACACUCUGCUCGUAGUUCGCGAAGUCGCCGUCUUCAAGAUUCCUCCUCGAUCGACCUCUGGUGGUUAUAAAUGUGGUGAAUGGCUUCAAUCCGAUAAGAUCUGGUCUGGUCGUCUUCGUGUUGUUUCCUGCAAAUCUCGAGCUGAAAUUCGCCUUGAAGAUCCGAUUUCUGGCGAUCUUUUUGCUGCUUGUUAUGUUUAUCCUGGUCUUCGUGAUCAAUCUGUUGAACCUGCGCUUGAUUCUAGUCGUUAUUUUGUGCUUAAGAUUGAAGAUGGGAGAGGUAAGCACGCGUUCAUUGGAUUAGGGUUUUCUGAGAGAAAUGAAGCGUUUGAUUUCAAUGUGGCAUUGUCUGAUCAUGAGAAACAUGUGAAAAGAGAGAGUGAGAAGGAUGUUGCUGGUGCAAGUGAAGGGGAUGAUAAUUCUAUCGAUAUUCAUCCUGCUGUUAAUCAUAGAUUAAAGGAAGGUGAAACCAUUCGAAUAAAUGUGAAGCACAAACCAGCGAGUGGGACUGGUAUGCUUUCUUCUGGGAAGACUGUGGGGCUUUCAAGCACCAACAACCCAAAACCUUUGGGUCUUGCACCGCCUCCAAGUGGGUCUGUGAAGCUUCGAUCACCACUCCCGCCACCACCUAAUGACCCUGUUGUUACUAGGAUAACUUCUAAUUUAAAAGGCUCAAAGGAAAGUGCAAGACACGCCGUCGAUCCUUUGUCUGACUUUUCACAACUUGAGAGAAAUCUUCCGUCUAAAGCUGGAUCUGGGUCAACAAAUAGCAGUGCUGCUGGAUGGGCAGCGUUUUGAAUGUACUCUAUCAGUGCCCUACUUCUACUCAUGUACUAUUAGUUUGUUGUUUACGAUAUGAGAGAGCAGCGCACCCAUGCAUGUUUGAGUGCGCGAGAGAGGGAGAGAUUUUUUUUGAUUUCGAGGAAACGAUAAUCCCUAGAGGCCAGGGGAAUUGAUAUUCCUGGGCGGUGAGAAUCAACCAUGAGCUUGUUAUUGAGUAAUUGAAUACUUGUCAAUUUCUUCUCAAUAAUGCAUUAAUAUAUGUGUUUAUAAACUUUAGAGAUCAUUGUAAUUUCUUACAACUAUUUGGCUAUGGAUCUUUGUGUCAUUGUUUUAGGUGAUUUUAUAAUGAUACUUUUAACAUUUAUUAUUGGUAAAGGCUAAAGCAAUCUAAGCCAUUGAUGUA